UAUAUCUUUAUAUGUUUAAAGUCACUCAAGAGAGUUAGAAUAUGCAGUUGAAAUUCAUAUCUCGUCGAAUUCACCUCGUUCAUAUUAGUUAAAGUAUUAUAUUUGUGAUAAAUCAUCAAGAUGUCUUUAACAAGCAACGAAUAUAUAAAAGAUAUUACAGAUUUUACUGAACCAACAAAAAAUGAAAAAAGUGAAAUAGCUCCAUUUUUUGCUCACACUAAUAUUUUGAUAACAGGAGGAACAGGAUUUCUGGGAAGUUUACUCAUUGAAAAAUUACUCAGAAAUUGUCCGGAUAUUGCAAAAAUAUAUGUAAUAAUAAGAUCGAAAAAAGGGAAAACUGCUUUGGAACGAUUUCAUAAAAUUUUUGAAAAUGUAAUAUAUGACAAGUUAAGAUAUAAGCAAACAAAUUUUUUGGAAAAAAUCGUAAUGUUGGAAGGUGAUGCAACAAAAGAUGAUUAUGGAUUGUCAUCGGAAGAUAAAAAUCUUUUAAUGAAUGUAAACAUUAUUUUUCAUGUGGCUGCAACUGUCCGAUUCGAAGAAAAACUUCGUACUGCAAUAAAUAUUAAUGUUAAAAGUACAAAAUUUUUAUUGAAAUUUGCACAAAAACUUCCAAAUUUCAAAGUUUUCGUGCAUGUAUCUACUGCAUUUGCACCUUGUACGGAAAAUAUUAUUGAUGAGAAACACUAUAAAAAUACUAUAGAUGCAGAUAAAGCCUUAGAAUUAUUAGAUAUAUUUGAUGAUAAAAAACUUGAACAAAUUACACCCAUAUUACUUGAUAAUUGGCCAAAUACAUAUAUUUAUUCUAAGGCAUUAGGAGAAAAUAUGAUAUUGAAAUAUAGUGGUAAUCUUCCAAUUUGUAUUGUACGGCCUAGUAUUGUUACAUCAACUUUUAAUGAGCCAGUUUCUGGAUGGAUAAACAAUAUAUAUGGAGUUACAGGUGUAAUAAUAGGAAGUGCAAUAGGUUUAUUACAUACAUUACCUUGUAAAGCAGAGAAUGUAGCUGAAGUUAUACCAGCAGAUUAUGUUAUUUCUAAUAUUAUUUGUUCUGCUUGGGAUACAGUUAAUAGAAAACUUGCAAUAAAACCAGAUCAAGUUCUUAAUCUUUCUGACGAAGAAAGAAUACCAAUUUAUAAUUGUGUAUCUUCUUGUCAAAAUCGAAUUUCAUGGGCUGAAUUAAUGAAAAUAAAUGAAAUUUAUGGAUUGGAAAUACCUAGUGAAAAAUGUGUUUCAUAUUAUAGUCUUACAUUGAACAGAUAUUUAUUUAUGCAUAAAAUUUAUGCUUUGAUUUUUCAUAUAAUACCAGCACUUAUUAUUGACAUAGUAAUUUAUCUCAUUGGUCGGAAACCUAUAUUAUUAGAUGCAUACAAAAAAAUACAUAAAUUUAGCAAUUUAAUACAUUAUUUUUCAAUAAAUGAUUGGAAAUUUCAAAAUAAAAAUGUUAUAAAUCUUUGGCAAAAAAUGAAUUCUACAGAUCGAGAAAUUUUUUGCUUCAAUAUAGAAAUGCUAGAUUGGAAUGAAUAUUUUUAUCAAGGAGUGAGAGGUCUUCGUUAUUACAUAUUAAAUGAUUCAAUGGAUACAAUAGAUGCUGCAAAAAGAAAAUUUCAAAAGUUACGUAUUGCAUACUAUACAUUUAAUUUGGCAAUAACACUAUUAUUUUUAUGGAUUGUGUUUUCAUUUAUAAAUUUUUUUUGGUCUUUUUGUCCUUUAUCACAUUAAUAUUUAUCAAUAAGGUCAUUAUUUUUACAUAAAA
Messenger RNA from Apis mellifera (honey bee), 1750 nucleotides. Its product is annotated as fatty acyl-CoA reductase wat. Gene Ontology annotation, molecular function: alcohol-forming very long-chain fatty acyl-CoA reductase (NADP+) activity. NCBI's taxonomy places the organism in Eukaryota, Metazoa, Arthropoda, Insecta, Hymenoptera, Apidae. Gene Ontology annotation, biological process: long-chain fatty-acyl-CoA metabolic process. The transcript is spliced from 9 exons. The coding region runs from base 121 to 1716 and encodes 531 amino acids. The record is from RefSeq and is a predicted model, not a curated record. Gene Ontology annotation, cellular component: peroxisome.